CGGUGGCCGCCGGGCCGGGCGCGUGGCGGGAUGGAGGACAGCGUGUACCGGACCCGCUCGCUGGGGGUGGCGGCCGAGGGGCUCCCGGACCAGUACGCCGACGGCGAGGCGGCGCGCGUGUGGCAGCUGUACAUCGGGGACACCAGCAGCCGCACGGCCGAGUACAAGGCCUGGCUGCUCGGGCUGCUGCGCCAGCACGGCUGCCAGAAGGUGCUCGACGUGGCCUGCGGCACUGGGGUGGACUCCAUCAUGCUGGUGGAGGAGGGUUUCAGUGUGACCAGCGUGGACGCUAGUGACAAGAUGCUGAAGUACGCGCUGAAGGAGCGCUGGAACCGCCGGCACGAGCCUGCCUUUGACAAGUGGGUCAUCGAGGAAGCCAACUGGAUGACCCUAGACAAAGAUGUGCCCCAGCCUCCAGGAGGGGGCUUUGAUGCGGUCAUCUGCCUGGGAAACAGUUUUGCCCACUUGCCGGACAGCACAGGGGACCAGAGUGAGCACCGGCUGGCCCUGAAGAACAUCGCGAGCAAGGUGCGGCCCGGGGGCGUGCUGGUCAUCGACCAUCGCAACUACGACCACAUCCUCAGCACAGGCUGCGCGCCCCCUGGCAAGAACAUCUACUAUAAGAGUGACUUGACCAAGGACAUCACGACGUCGGUGCUGACGGUGAAUAACAAGGCCCACAUGGUCACCCUGGAUUACACCGUGCAGGUGCCCGGAGCUGGCCAGGGGGGCGCUGCUGGCUUGAGCAAAUUCCGGCUCUCCUACUACCCACACUGCCUGGCGUCCUUCUCGGAGCUGCUCCGUGGUGCCUUCGGGGGCAAGUGCCAGCACAGUGUCCUCGGCGACUUCAAGCCCUACAAGCCUGACCAGGCCUACGUCCCCUGUUACUUCAUCCACGUGCUGAAGAGAACGGGCUGAGCGGGGCCUCUCAGCUCUUGCAGUUCCGGGAGAUGGGGACCUGCAGCCCCACCACCAAGCUCGGCCCCUGGGGCCCUGCCCUGACGGUGUGGGGUGCAGCUGACAACAGCCAAGGAAUGAGGGUUCGGGCUGAUGCCUCUGAGGGGUGAACAAUACACACAGUGUGCACCUUG
This is a messenger RNA of Sorex fumeus (smoky shrew), 1091 nucleotides long. It is a transcript of the gene GNMT, whose product is annotated as glycine N-methyltransferase. Gene Ontology annotation, cellular component: cytosol. Gene Ontology annotation, molecular function: S-adenosyl-L-methionine binding; identical protein binding; glycine N-methyltransferase activity. Gene Ontology annotation, biological process: regulation of gluconeogenesis; protein homotetramerization; S-adenosylmethionine metabolic process. The transcript is spliced from 6 exons. The coding region runs from base 31 to 918 and encodes 295 amino acids. The record is from RefSeq and is a predicted model, not a curated record. Lineage: Eukaryota; Metazoa; Chordata; Mammalia; Eulipotyphla; Soricidae.